GCGGCGCUUCGGCAAGACCGCACCAUGGUGCAGCAAGCGGAAAGUACGGAGGCGGAGAGCAACCUGCCCCGGGAAGCGAUGGACACAGAAGAGGGCGAGUUCAUGGCUUGCAGCCCGGUCGCUUUGGACGAGAGCGAUCCGGACUGGUGCAAAACGGCGUCGGGGCACAUAAAGAGACCGAUGAACGCGUUCAUGGUGUGGUCUAAGAUCGAGAGGAGGAAAAUCAUGGAGCAGUCCCCGGACAUGCACAACGCGGAGAUCUCCAAGCGCCUGGGCAAGCGGUGGAAAAUGCUGAAGGACAGCGAGAAGAUCCCUUUCAUCCGGGAGGCGGAGAGGCUGCGGCUCAAGCACAUGGCCGAUUACCCCGACUACAAAUACCGGCCCAGGAAAAAGCCCAAAAUGGACCCGUCGGCCAAGCCCAAUGCCAGCCAAAGUCCGGAGAAAAACGCACCCGCCAGCAGCGGCGGCAGCAAAAGCGCCAAGAGCUCCAGCAAGAAGUGUAGCAAGCUGAAAGCCGCCGCCGCCUCCUCGCCCCCCAAGCCGGGAGCCAAAGCCGCCCACCACGGGGACUACGCGGGCGACGAGUACGUCUUCGGCACCCUGAAAGUGAGCAGCAAGACGGUCAAGUGCGUCUUCAUGGACGAGGAGGAGGACGAGGAGGAGGACGAGGACGAGCUGCAGCUGCGGAUCAAGCAGGAGGCGGAGGAGGAGGAGGAGGACGAGGAGCCGGGGGCGCAGCAGCUGCGGCGGUACAACGUGGCCAAAGUGCCGGCGAGUCCCACCUUGAGCUCCUCGGCGGAGUCCACCGAGGGGGCCAGCCUCUACGAGGAGGUGCGGGGCGGCGCCGCGGCGGCGGGCGGCGGCAGCAGACUCUACUACAGCUUCAAGAACAUCACCAAGCAGGGCCCGCCGCCGCCGCAGCAGCCGCCCGGCCUCUCCCCGGCCUCCUCCCGCUCCAUCUCCACCUCGUCGGCCGGCAGCGAGGAGGCGGACGACCUGCUCUUCGACCUCAGCCUCAACUUCUCCCAGCACGGCCACGCCGCCGCCGAGCUGGGGGCGGGCGCCGCCGCCGGCAACCUCUCCCUCUCGCUGGUGGACAAGGACCUGGACUCCUUCAGCGAGGGCAGCCUCGGCUCCCACUUCGAGUUCCCCGACUACUGCACCCCGGAGCUGAGCGAGAUGAUCGCGGGCGACUGGCUGGAGGCGAACUUCUCCGACCUGGUGUUCACGUACUGAGCCAGGGCGGGCGGCGAGGAGGCAGCGGCGGA
This is a messenger RNA of Gavia stellata (red-throated loon), 1268 nucleotides long. RefSeq names its product SRY-box transcription factor 11 (gene SOX11). Gene Ontology annotation, biological process: anatomical structure morphogenesis; positive regulation of transcription by RNA polymerase II; neuron differentiation. The transcript has a single exon. Lineage: Eukaryota; Metazoa; Chordata; Aves; Gaviiformes; Gaviidae. Gene Ontology annotation, molecular function: DNA-binding transcription activator activity, RNA polymerase II-specific; RNA polymerase II cis-regulatory region sequence-specific DNA binding. The record is from RefSeq and is a predicted model, not a curated record. Bases 25 to 1236 code for a protein of 403 amino acids.